AUGGGUGUUCCCGGUUCACCGAGCCCCUCUGUCGCCAGAUUCUAUGCCAGCAGUCCGAGAGAUGUUGGCGAGACAAUAGUGAACCAAGGCCUCUUGACCAGCCCAAGAAAACACGACGCACCCAUGCCCAAUGCGGCUGGCCUUCUUGAGGAUAGUCUCUGCUCUCUGCAAGUCUCUCUGUCGCCGUCGUUGGUCUCGGCGAAUGGCGCAGCUGUGCUCUCGAAUGGCGAGAUAACUCUGCUGAACGGACGUCGCCUGGUCGAGUACUCCGGCCGGACUGGAACCCUACCGACUGGCAGCCUGGCGUCACAGACACUCAUCAGCAGCGGCAGCAGCAGUAGCAGUGCCGGUGUGGCCGGUGCCGUCUGGCCGGCAGGCGGCUGUAGCUUGGCUCAGUGUCAGCUGUCGCAUCGUGCCCAUCCGCGUCAGCAUCAACACCGUCAUCAUCCCCUUCUCGAGCCUCACAACCAACAUCAACACCUCCAUCUUCAACAACAUCAACAACAACAACAACAACAGCAUUCCGAUAAAGUGUCCAGCCCUCGUGGCCUCGUCACUUCACCCAAGUUGAGCGACCGUUGCGGCAUCUCAGUCCCCACAUUCUCGCUGAUGAUGACCAACGGUGCCUCG
Molecule: messenger RNA, 630 nt
Organism: Protopolystoma xenopodis
Lineage: Eukaryota; Metazoa; Platyhelminthes; Monogenea; Polystomatidea; Polystomatidae
Source: the annotation of a GenBank genome assembly